AUGCCGAAAAGACUCGUCGAAGUCCUUUGCGAUAGCGACAAGAAGCCCCAGCAAUGGCGAAUUGUGUUGGGGGCCGAUGUAGGAAGACCCGACUACCUGACUCUGAGCCAUUGCUGGGGAUUUGGUAAACAUCUUAGUCUUACGAGACAGAACUAUCAUGACUUGAUGGCGAUCUCACCUUGCUCUAUGCUACCGGCUACCUACCGCGAUGCCCUCUUUGUUACGACAGCUUUAGGAAAACGAUUCAUUUGGAUUGACUCCCUUUGCAUUACUCAAGAUGAUGAAGACGAUUGGAAAUCUCAAUCUUCCGUCAUGGGGUCCAUCUAUAAGCACUCUGCCUGCAACAUCGCUGCUCUCUGGGCAGAGGGUAGUUUAGAUGGUUGCUUUGCGCCUAAAGAGAGGACGACCUUUAUCUCUUUGGGGUCAGAAGAGUUCUCAGUUCAACAUUUCCUUUACGAUGCGCCCUUCCACCAGGAAGACAUUAUGGAUGCACCUUUGAACAAAAGAUCAUGGGUGAUUCAAGAGCGUUAUCUAACAUCGAGGCAGUUAGGCUUUGCUAAAUCACAAGUCUACUGGGCAUGCCAAGAGCUUACCGCCUCAGAAGAGUUUCCUGCUGGCAUGCCCUAUGCACCAGCUGAGAUCAGGGUUGGGCAAGCGUCAGCUCUCUCACGAGGGGGCCCAACCAGCGAGAGUGAUCUAGCAUUGCGGAAAAGUUGGGCGGAUUUAGUGAAGGCUUAUUCAAGGUGUCAACUCACAUACUUGACCGAUAAGACGAUUGCCUUGGCCGGUAUAGCAGGAGAGUUUCGUACUGCCAAUAAUGACACGUACCUUGCUGGUCUGUGGAGGCAAAACCUGGAAGACCAACUGUGCUGGUCCCGUGACCGCGAGGAAUAUCCCUACCAAAGCCACGGCAUGACGCCCACAUACUUAGCUCCUACUUGGUCGUGGAUCAACCUCCAUGGACCCGUUGAAUAUGAUCGCGUCUACGCUCGCGAGUCUGUCCACACAAAACUCGUCGAGAUUCUAGAAGCUUCAGUCCAGUCAGAGGAUCCAAACGGACUACAUAGUUUCGUCUCUUCAAGACUACGUGUGCGAGGUAUUGCUUUGUGGGGCUGUCUCAAAGGCCGAGCGGAAGACCAGUUUGGUCUUGGCGGGUACCUCGACCGAACUUCCAAUUGGUUUACUCUUAACAAAGCUCUCGAACGUCCAGGAAAAGAUCCGCUGAGAUCUCCGACCGUUUCUAUUGAUUGGGACGAGUGCCAGCUAUCUCUUGCCAAGGACUCAGAUCACUAUCAGAGACUUUGGCAAGAACGCACGGGACAACUACUGAUCUUGCCGUUCAGUGUAAACCAAGGAACCUAUACACAUGGUCUCCUUCUCAGACGCCUUGACAGUACAGAAGACGAUGCUACCUGUGUUAGACUGGGUAUAGUUCAUUUGGAUGGAAUUGGUUUUGCUGAAUUUCUUUGGGAACAACUAGAGCUACCGCGUUUCUUUUCGGGAAUUAGCCAUAUUAAUCUUAACAACCUGAGUAUUGAAAGCCUUGUACAAGAGGUAACUAUCCAAUAA
Messenger RNA from Fusarium sp. VM40, 1569 nucleotides. NCBI's taxonomy places the organism in Eukaryota, Fungi, Ascomycota, Sordariomycetes, Hypocreales, Nectriaceae. The record is from the annotation of a GenBank genome assembly.